This is a messenger RNA of Helianthus annuus (common sunflower), 633 nucleotides long. RefSeq names its product RING finger protein 24. Bases 67 to 633 code for a protein of 188 amino acids. The transcript has a single exon. The record is from RefSeq and is a predicted model, not a curated record. NCBI's taxonomy places the organism in Eukaryota, Viridiplantae, Streptophyta, Magnoliopsida, Asterales, Asteraceae.
AUCAACCUACGUUUAAUAACUUCUGCCGCUAGAUAUCAACCUCGAGAGAUUUACUGACGAAAGAUUAUGGCCAUAUCAGCGUCUUCAUACAAGAUUAUACUUCCAGAUUCCCAACAGAUUAUAAUGGUGAACGCGCAACCAGGUGAACGUGUAGAUAACCUAUUGAUUGUCAAUCUCUCUCCGACUCAAGUAGCAAUGAUUCAAUACUACGAAGACAUCCAAUCCGUGUUGUUUGAUGAUGGUGGGCCUGCUUAUACAACUCAUUUGAUGGAACUCGUAACGAAUAAUGAAUCAGUAACCAGUGUUAUAUCCUUGGAUGGAUCUCAAGUGGUGGAUCCAGAAACGUGUGUAAUGAUUACUAGUUAUAUAAUGGAUUAUCAUGAGUCUCUUCAUGCCAAUGACUUGUCCGAAGAAACGGUUGAGCAGGAACAUUCGAUCAAGAUUGGUAGAAACGGUGAUGAGGAGAAAGAAGAAGAGGACGUUUGUGCGAUUUGUCUGCAAGAAUUCGAGAUGGGUGAGAGGUGUACCACACUCGAAUGCAAACAUGGGUAUCAUCAAGAAUGCAUUGAGAAAUGGUUGGAGCAGAAGAACGAUUGUCCGAUUUGUAGGGCUAAAGUAGGGGCGGACCUGUAG